GGUUAGCUUAUCUUAUCCCUUUCCAUGCUUUGCAUAGGUUGUAAUCUUGCUAGGGAGCGCACCUAGUGCCAUUGAUAUUUCACGGGACAUAGAUGGAAUCGCUACAGAGGUUCACAGUGCAUCUAGAUCUCUCCCGGAUGAAACCAAUGAAAAGCAGCCCACCUAUGAUAAUAUGUGGCUCCAUUCUAUGGUAAUAGACUUUACCAACGGAAUUUUCAGUUUGGUUUAAGACUGAUGCUGGGAAAUAGGUAUAUCCAAGGUACUGCUAUUGUUUCAACAAAUGCAGAUCAAAAGUUUCCAUGAAGAUGGUAGAGUUGUUUUCGAAGAUGAGAGCGUUGUCCUCGCUGACGUCAUUCUUCACCGCACAGGGUACAAAUAUCGUUUCCCUUUUCUUGAAACCAAUGGCAUUGUGACCGUGGAUGAUAACCGUGUUGGACCACUGUACAAGCACAUCUUCCCACCCGCCUUGGCUCCAACACUUUCCUUCGUUGGGUUAACAUGGAAGGCUGAGCCUUUCCCUAUAUUUGAACUUCAAAGCAAGUGGAUAGCAGGCGUUUUGUAUAAUCGUAUUGCACUUUCGUCACAACAGGAGAUGGUGGAGGAUGGCAAAGUUUCCUACUCUUCACUCGAAGCUUCGGGCACCCCUAAGCAUUACACUCACAACAUUUAUGCUUAUAAGUCUGAAUAUGAGGAUUGGCUAGCAGUUCAGUGCGGGUGUCCAGUCUUUGAAGAAUGGAGAAAGCAAAUGUUUGUUGCAGCAACACAGAACCUGAUUAAACGACCAGAGACGUACCGGGACGAGUGGGAUGACCACCAUCUGCAAGCUCACGAGGACUACAGAAAAUACACCUUCAAUGGAAUUGGGGUAAUGGACAAGUGAUAUCGAACGUUGUCCUGAUAUGAUCAAGCUGAAACAAGCGAAAACAGAUAUCCCACGAAAUCUUGGCGUGUUGUUGUCCUUCAGAAGGUUUUGAGUUCAGCUUCAAAUCACAGAUGUACGUAAUUUCUAGGCAAAACUAAAAUGAGUGUUGAUGUCGUUCGUUGGCAUCCAAAAGUGGACCAACAUUUGUGGUUAAUUAAGACGGUGGAAUCCACAACCACACAAAGAUUUACGUGUUUCACUCGACUCAAUUCGAGUACCGGGCUAUUUUCACGGGUUCU
Molecule: messenger RNA, 1161 nt
Organism: Pyrus x bretschneideri (Chinese white pear)
Lineage: Eukaryota; Viridiplantae; Streptophyta; Magnoliopsida; Rosales; Rosaceae
Product: flavin-containing monooxygenase FMO GS-OX-like 4
Exons: 4
Coding region: 281-880 (199 amino acids)
Molecular function (GO): NADP binding; N,N-dimethylaniline monooxygenase activity; flavin adenine dinucleotide binding
Source: RefSeq, a predicted model, not a curated record